ACGCGGACCUUAGCCGCUAGCAGCAGCAGUUAAUCCUCUCGUCAGUCACCUCGUCCUUCACUAGGAUGAAAACCAUGUUGGCGAUCAUUUCUAACGCACUGUGCCGGAUCACAGGGAGGAGUGCGGGAGAGCAAACCGUGUCGGAGCUGCUGAUUGGCCUGUCAGAAUAUGUCAAUCUGACGUCUCCUCCAGCGGCGGUGCUCGUUCCCCCACAGGCCCGGCGGCUCCCACCCAAACCACCACCAGUUCGACCAGCAGCAGGCGGCGCCGCCCAGUUAGUGAGCAGCCGGACGGACCGACCGGACCGACCCGGCGCCAGAGUCGUCGCCUCCCGCUCCUUAUCUGACUUCACUCCUCAGGCGACCUUUGACAUCAAGAAAUGCGACGUGCACCGGCUGGAGGCGGGGCCUCCUGUGAAGGCGGAGCUAACACGGGAGCAGGGCCUGCAGUAUUACCGCACCAUGCAGAUGGUGCGGCGCAUGGAGCUGAAAGCCGACCAGCUCUACAAGCAGAAGAUCAUCCGGGGUUUCUGCCACCUCUACGAUGGACAGGAAGCGUGUGCUGCCGGAAUCGAAGCCGCCAUCAACCCGUCGGAUCACCUGAUCACGGCGUACCGAGCGCACGGCUACACCUACACCCGCGGCGUCUCCGUCAGAGAGAUCCUGGCCGAGCUCACAGGUCGCAUAGGGGGCGUGGCCAAAGGGAAGGGCGGCUCCAUGCACAUGUACGCGCCUCACUUCUACGGUGGCAACGGGAUUGUAGGCGCUCAGGUGCCGCUGGGCGCCGGCAUCGCUCUGGCCUGCCAGUACCAAGGAAACAACCAGAUCUGUGUGGCGUUGUACGGCGACGGAGCCGCAAACCAGGGUCAGCUGUUUGAGUCCUUCAACAUGGCCGCCCUCUGGAAGCUGCCGUGCGUCUUCAUCUGUGAGAACAACAAGUACGGCAUGGGGACGUCGGUGGAGCGGGCGUCAGCCAGCACCGACUACUACAAGCGGGGCGACUUCAUCCCCGGACUCAGAGUGGACGGGAUGGACGUCCUGUGCGUCAGAGAGGCGGCGAGGUUCGCUGCAGAUCACUGCAGAGCCGGGAAGGGGCCAAUCAUCAUGGAGCUGCAGACCUACCGUUACCAUGGACACAGCAUGAGUGACCCGGGCGUCAGCUACCGGACCCGGGAGGAGAUCCAGGAGGUCCGCAGUAAGAGCGACCCGAUCUCCCUGCUGAAGGAGCGACUGCUCAGCAACAACAUGGCGUCCGUGGAGGAGCUCAAGGAAAUCGACAUCCAGAUCCGUAAGGAGGUGGAGGAGGCGGCUCAGUUCGCAACCUCUGACCCCGAGCCGCCGCUGGAGGAACUCUGCAACCAUAUUUUCUCCAACAACCCGCCGCUGGAGGUCCGCGGGACGAACCCCUGGUCCAAACUGAAAUCCAUCAGCUAAAACGUCCCGACUGUGAAUCAAACCUGCCAGUAUUUAUUUACCUGAAACUGUUUUUAAUAGAAUCUAAAUUAUUUAAUGAGCUGAGAGUCGGACCAGGCUGCUAGUGGCGCAGAAACACAAACAUUAGCUUUUCAUCUGAACGCGCCGUCCUGCAAACAAACGCACAACUACAAGGUUUAAUUUCCGACCCAAAUCCAACAUCCUGCUGGAGUUUUAAAAAGUUAUGAAACUUGAAAGAAUGGGAGCAAUGUUGGAAAAUUUGCAGCAUCAUUCUUGAGUCACAAGGUCACGUCAAUGUAAGCAGAAUCAGUUUAAAGGAGCUGAGCACUACAAAAACAGAACACUAACUUAUUUCUAGUUUUCUGU
This is a messenger RNA of Xiphophorus couchianus (Monterrey platyfish), 1799 nucleotides long. RefSeq names its product pyruvate dehydrogenase E1 subunit alpha 1b (gene pdha1b). Gene Ontology annotation, biological process: pyruvate decarboxylation to acetyl-CoA. Lineage: Eukaryota; Metazoa; Chordata; Actinopteri; Cyprinodontiformes; Poeciliidae. The coding region runs from base 66 to 1433 and encodes 455 amino acids. The transcript has 13 exons. The record is from RefSeq and is a predicted model, not a curated record. Gene Ontology annotation, molecular function: pyruvate dehydrogenase (acetyl-transferring) activity. Gene Ontology annotation, cellular component: intracellular membrane-bounded organelle.